GCCGAUUUAUUGUUUUAUUUUUAUUUUUUAUUUUCGCGCCUUUUUUUUUUUGGAAGGGGAAAAAAAAACCCUUUUCUUUUCUCUCUCUCUCUCUCUCUCUGUGUGUGUGUGUAUGUGUCUUUCUCUCUCCCCCCUCGCUGCCAAUGCUUGCACGGAAUAGCUUGGCUGCGAGUGACGAGACAGUCUCAUCCCUAACCUCAUCCCCCUCACAGAUGGAGGAGACGCAAUCAGUCCCAAGGAUAGAGACAGGUCAGUCAGUCCUCGAAAAGGUCGAAAGGAUCAAAGAGCUUUUGGGUCCGCUUUGGGGUCCGCUCUGA
Messenger RNA from Penicilliopsis zonata CBS 506.65, 317 nucleotides. RefSeq lists its product as hypothetical. The annotation marks the transcript as partial. Lineage: Eukaryota; Fungi; Ascomycota; Eurotiomycetes; Eurotiales; Aspergillaceae. The transcript is spliced from 2 exons. The record is from RefSeq and is a predicted model, not a curated record.